This is a messenger RNA of Bufo gargarizans (Asiatic toad), 952 nucleotides long. Its product is annotated as galectin-related protein-like. Gene Ontology annotation, molecular function: carbohydrate binding. The transcript is spliced from 3 exons. Lineage: Eukaryota; Metazoa; Chordata; Amphibia; Anura; Bufonidae. Bases 25 to 375 code for a protein of 116 amino acids. The record is from RefSeq and is a predicted model, not a curated record.
UAUGUUGGUAAUAUCAAAGGAGGGAUGAAACCAGCCAUGAAGAUCACCAUCAUGGGAGUUGUAGACGUCAGACCCAAGAGUCCCGAAGAUGCAGAGGAAGACGUGGCUCUCCUACUGACAGUCAACUUCCAAGACAGAUCUAUAAUCCGAAAUGCCAAGUUUGCAGGAAUUUGGGGUGCAGAAGAGAAAAAAAUUCCAUAUUUCCCCUUCACUCCUGGAAACAACUUUAAGAUGGAGAUCCUCUGUGAGCACCAACAGAUGCGGGUUCUAUUAGAUGGACAAGGACUCUGCGACUUCACACAUCGUGUCCCACAGCUCAAAGCAGUGACGGGUCUUAGGGUCACAGGAGACAUUAAACUUACAAAGGUGGCAUAACACUAAAGCCCGGGGCACUUGGGAUGCAGUCCCCUAUCUACUUGGUACCAUUCUACUACUUGCUUAGUACCAGUCUGCUAUCUGCGUGGUACCAUUCUACUACUUGCUUCGUACCAGUCUUCUAUCUGCGUGGUACCAUUCUACUACUUGCUUAGUACCAGUCUGCUAUCUGUGUGGUACCAUUCUACUACUUGCUUAGUACCAGUCUGCUAUCUGCGUGGUACCAUUCUACUACCCUUUUGGUACCAUUUUACUACUUGCUUGGCACAAGUCCAAUAUCUGCCUGGUGGCAUUAUAUUAUCUGAUGCCAGUCCACCGUUUGCCUGGCACAAUUUUACUACUUGCUUGGAACUUGUUCGCGGUCAGUCUAAAAGCUAAAUUAACUUGGUUCAUCUAUGAGACAUCAUAGUGUCAUUAUAAAUUACGGACCCCAGUGACGCCCAUCAGACCCCAUGGACUCCAGUGGCUUCCGGCAUCCUGCCAGACAAAAUGCUGCUGCCUGCUUUUUCUCAGAAUCCACAGCCGAGGGUCCUAUGAAACCUCUGCCACUGAUCUGAGCCUCAUGUAUUUGGUCACA